Cottoperca gobio is the source of this 2089-nucleotide messenger RNA. Its product is annotated as golgin subfamily A member 6-like protein 22. The coding region runs from base 164 to 1534 and encodes 456 amino acids. The record is from RefSeq and is a predicted model, not a curated record. The transcript is spliced from 3 exons. NCBI's taxonomy places the organism in Eukaryota, Metazoa, Chordata, Actinopteri, Perciformes, Bovichtidae.
GAGACGACCACCAAACUCCGAAAGAUCUCGAUUUUGAAACAUACGGGGCACCGCUUCCGGAAGUGAUGUUCAGUGGACCAAUCAGAGAACACCCUAGACAUUUGGUUUCUAGGCAACGAAUGUUAACGUUGGGAAAUUAUACAGGAAAAAACACUCAGCUGUCAUGUCAGAAGUCAUGAACACAUACACAAGAAGAAGACACAGUCCUCGAGGGCAGCACAACAUUGAAGGACAACGAAAUAGCUAUCAGGCACAUUGUGGUGUUGUACCUGGUAGGAGAGAAGAAGGAGUAGACCAGCCGUUUCCAAACAAGCCUGUCAGCCACAGAAGACGUCUCAACCCAGGCAAACAAGACUUACUUGAUCUGCAUGAUUUUGAAAAAAUCACUAUUACAAAACAACCAAUUGGCCAUUUGUCGCCCCAAGAAAACCAUUUAAAUGGCACCGGAAAGAUCACCAGAUCCCAGCACACAAGAAAAGACUCACUCAGACAGCUCAGUGGAGAACUGCAGAUGACCAGAGCCAUUCAUGCAAAAGAGCUCAUGCUACAGGAGAAGCUAUGGAGCGUUGAGGAAAAAAUAAGACAGAAAAUCCAGAGAGAUGCUGCUACAUGUGACGACCAAAGGAGUGGGGAGCAGAGGAACAACAGGGGACAAGCAGAGAGGGGAAAUAUUCAGACAAAAACCAGGCUGUCUGAGCAGCAGAGGAGAGAACCACUGAGAAGAGAAAUGAUGAUGCAAAAAAGAGGCCAGGUGGAUGAUAAACAAUUUAGGAGGACGCAAGAUCAGAUGAGCGAGGACAGAAUGAGGUUUACACAUGAAGAAGAAAGGGCCAAAUGGAAAAUAAGGGAAAUAGAAGUUGCACAGUCGCAAAGAAAAGGUCCUAGAGGAACUCAACAGAUUGCAGUUCAUGGGCAAGAAGUGAGUGGAGAGUUUUACAAAUCAAGGGGGGAUAAUAUGAGAGAGCAUACCAGAAGAAAAGGAGGGGAGGAAAAAGAUAAUGGCAUUUGGAGAGAGACAGGUGGGAAGUCACGGGAUGGAACAGUGAAAGCAAAAGAAAGAGAACAAAAUACAACCUCUACGGGAGAUAAAGGAUGGACAAGAGAAAGGAAAUGUAAGGAGAUGUACAUUUCUGACGAUGAACAAGACAUGCCUCAAAUGAGUCAACAGAGAACCUCUCAUAAAGCUGUAACAGAAAACCACAGAGGCGCCGGAAGAAAAGUGUCCGGGGGACCACUGCUUCCACCAGUUUCUCGUCCUUCUCGUUCCAGCAGACCAGAGCAGGGGGAGCUCAGACAGGAAGAUAGCACGGACACCGGCCUGCAGCUCCUCCCUUGCAGAAUCUGCAACAGAAAGUUUGCAAGUGAAAGAUUACAGAAGCAUCUCCAAAUCUGUAAAAAGGUGAAACAAUCACAUCGUCAAGUCUUCAACUCCUACGUUAAUCGGACCAAGGGAUCCGCCAUUGAGGAGUUCUAUAAAACCCACAGCAAGAGUCCAGAGGUUUUAAAGAAAAAGAACAGUCGACAGAGCCGCUAGGCAAACACAAGGAAUCUGCAAGAGAGUCGACCCCCAGCUGGAACCUCACAACCAAAAUUGUCCAAGUGAGCAGACCUGAACUGACACUUUGAAGAAGAAAUCAUCAGGUGUCAUCACAUCGAGUCAACCGUCAAAUCUCUCAGAAAAGUCUCUGAAUUGUUUCUUUUAAUACCUUUUAAGAGUUUUGUUACAGACCUCUUGUCUACAUUGUUUUUAAUAUAUAACAUAUUAACUAAACAGAACUGUCUAAGAUAGUUUUGUCUCUUAACAAGCGCAUGUAAAUAUCAACAAAUAGCUUUAGUGUAGUGUAUUAUAGCGACUGUACACGCAAAACAAAAGACAGCUGUUAGUUUUAUUUAUGGAGUUUAAACAAAGAAUGAAGCAACAGUGCGACUGUAAGAAAAGAGUUUAUACAACUGUAUAAAUAACUGUUUUAAAAAUUAACUGUUUUAAAAACUGUUACAAAAUAAACCAUAUUUUUAAAUGCUGUCAACACACUGUAUAAUAAAGAUCCCCUAAGGCACAGCAUUGUCAUACUUGCACUAGUUUUGGUUU